UCAAGUACUUCAAUCAUCCUCUUAAACCCUAGUUUCGAACACCCACCAUAGUCGCAGGGUUUAAGCUCUCGUACCAGACAUUACAGAACUCCAUCUCACUCCAUUCCAAUGUUGUAAUAAUGGCUGCUUCGAAGUUGUCUUCAAUGGCAGCGAUGGCAGCUGCAGCUGCCGCAGCAGCUUCAUGUUCCACUUUCCCUAACCGCGCGUACGCCGACGCUCCCUUUCGCUUCUCCCCCUUUUCUUCAUCUCCAUCUCCUCCACCACAGGCUCCUCAGUCGGACUCUAAAUCUGGGUCGGAUUCAAAUGAUCCUCCUGAAGAUUCAAGAGGCGGGUUCAAUCCGGAAUCAUUAGAGAGAGGUGCAAAAGCUCUUAGAGAAAUCAAUAGCUCUCCCUAUCACAAACAAGUGUUUGAUGUGAUGAGAAAGCAGGAAAAAAACCGGCUUGCGGAUAUUGCUGCAGAGAAAGUUCAUUAUGAGGCAAUCCAGGCUCAAGCCGAUAUUGAUAAACAGCGAAAAUGGGGAGAAGACCAGCGGAAUCUAUACCAACAACAAUCACAGGCCAAAGCACAAAUGCUAAGAUACGAAGAUGAAUUGGCUAGAAAAAGAAUGCAGACAGAUCAUGAAGCUCAAAGAAGACACAAUGUUGAGCUGGUUAAAAUGCAAGAGGAGUCAUCAAUACGAAAAGAACAAGCAAGACGAGCAACAGAAGAGCAAAUUCAAGCACAACAAAGACAAACUGAGAAAGAGAGAGCUGAAAUAGAACGAGAAACAAUAAGAGUGAAGGCCAUGGCUGAGGCAGAAGGUAGGGCACAUGAAGCUAAACUAACUGAAGAUCAUAAAAGGAGGAUGCUGAUCGAGAAAAUAAAUGGUGAAAGAGAGAAGUGGCUUGCAGCCAUUAAUGCAACUUUCAGUCAUGUUGAAGAGGGUUUCCGGAUUCUAUUGACUGAUAGGAGUAAAUUGGUAAUGACUGUUGGCGGAGUCACUGCAUUGGCUGCUGGAGUUUAUACCACCAGGGAAGGUGCCAGAGUUACCUGGGGAUAUAUUAACAGAAUUCUUGGACAACCAUCAUUAAUUCGGGAAUCAUCUAUGUCAAGAUUUCCUUGGUCAGGGAUGAUUUCUCGAGUAGCUGACAAAGGAUUCAAGUUUGGUACAGCUGCUGGAUUGGCAGCACCUGGACAAAAUAAAUCUGCUUUUGGAAACAUUGUGUUGCAUCCUUCUCUUCAGAGGAGAAUAGAACACCUAGCUAGGGCCACAGCAAACACCAAGUCUCACCAGGCACCAUUUCGCAAUAUGCUCUUUUAUGGUCCUCCUGGCACUGGGAAAACAAUGGUUGCUAGGGAGAUCGCAAGAAAAUCGGGUUUGGACUAUGCCAUGAUGACUGGAGGAGAUGUUGCACCCCUGGGUGCACAGGCUGUCACCAAAAUUCACGAGAUAUUUGAUUGGGCUAAAAAAUCAAAUAAAGGCCUACUGCUUUUCAUUGAUGAGGCUGAUGCAUUUUUGUGCGAGCGGAAUAGUACAUAUAUGAGUGAAGCUCAGCGAAGUGCUUUAAAUGCCUUACUCUUUCGAACAGGGGACCAGUCCCGAGAUGUAGUUCUUGUCCUUGCUACCAACAGGCCAGGAGAUCUAGAUAGUGCUGUCACUGACCGUAUAGACGAAGUUAUCGAAUUCCCUCUCCCUCAAGAAGAAGAGCGUUUCAAAUUGCUGAAGCUCUAUUUGAACAAGUACCUUGCUGGUGAAGGAGACAGUGACAGCAAUUCUAAGUGGGGACACCUCUUCAAGAAGAACCAACAAAAGAGGAUAACUAUACAAGAUUUGUCUGAUGAUGUGAUUAGAGAGGCUGCUAAGAAGAUAGAAGGAUUCUCUGGCCGUGAGAUUGCAAAACUUAUGGCAAGUGUUCAAGCAACUGUAUAUGGGAGCCCAGAUUGUGUUCUUGAUUCGCAAUUGUUCAAGGAAAUUGUAGAUUACAAGGUUGCCGAGCAUCACCAACGAAUAAAACUAGCUGCUGAAGGUAUGGAGCCAACUUACCAGGGGAAUUAACUGACACCACAAAGAUACAAGUGUCUUUCACUGAUACGAAUUGUUGAAAUUUUGUUUAUCAUCUCUUUGGUAGUAAUGCAUGCAAAAUUCAUUUUUUUCCAAACUUAAGAUAUUUGUAGUUUAGGUGUACUAUUCCUGCUUGGGGAAUGAGCGCUGGAUGGUGGACGUGUUUCAGGGUUCAAUGGGACGUUACACAAUUUGAUGGGGUACAUAGCUCAAUUGGGCUGUAAUUGUAUUGAUUCUCUGGAUCGCAGGAAAAUAAAUCCAUUGAAUAGAUAAAUUACAAGUAGUAGGCAAAACAUGAAGUAGAGCCUCUUUGAAAUAGGUCUUUGUUAUCAAAUAUCAACUAACCUGUCUUUUGAUUACAUACUAAGAAACUAGUGAAACCAUAAAUGUGGUUUUAUUUUGUUUUAUAAAUUGGAUGAGGGGAUGAUUGAUCUUA
This is a messenger RNA of Nicotiana attenuata, 2478 nucleotides long. RefSeq names its product ATPase family AAA domain-containing protein 3C-like. The record is from RefSeq and is a predicted model, not a curated record. Lineage: Eukaryota; Viridiplantae; Streptophyta; Magnoliopsida; Solanales; Solanaceae. Gene Ontology annotation, molecular function: ATP hydrolysis activity; ATP binding; zinc ion binding. Gene Ontology annotation, biological process: mitochondrion organization. Gene Ontology annotation, cellular component: mitochondrion. Bases 120 to 2036 code for a protein of 638 amino acids. The transcript is spliced from 8 exons.